GGAGAACGCCACAGUUCCGGUAAGAGCCUCAGUAGCAGCCUGCGCUCCGGUGCAGGGAACAGGGAGCAGGGGCAGGAAGCGACGAGCAGGACUGGGCUCAGCAGGGACAGGCCACCACCGGAAGCGCGUGGGGGGCGCUCGGGCGGAAGACCGCGCGCGGUGGGCUGGGGGCGCCGCGAAGGGCGGGGCCUGUGCGCGCCGGGGGCGGGGCUCCAGCGCAGGUCACGUGAGGGGCCCGGUGGAGGUGGUGGAGGUGGUGGCGCGGCGGCGGCGGCGGCCGCGGCGUCUAGAGCGGCGCCCAGUGCAGGAUGUUGCAGGAGACGGCGGCGGUGUCGUUGGCGGCAGCGGGCGGAGGAGCGGUGACGGCUGAGGCGCCCGCGGGCGGGAUAAAAUGGCGGAUUUCGAGGAGUUGAGGAAUAUGGUUUCUAGUUUUAGGGUUUCUGAAUUACAAGUGUUACUGGGCUUUGCUGGACGGAAUAAAAGUGGGCGCAAGCAUGACCUCCUGAUGAGGGCGUUGCAUUUACUGAAGAGUGGCUGCAGCCCUGCGGUUCAGAUUAAAAUUCGAGAAUUAUACAGACGCCGAUACCCACGGACACUUGAAGGACUUUCUGAUCUAUCCACAAUCAAAUCUUCAGUUUUCAGUUUGGAUGGUAGCUCAUCACCAGUAGAGCCUGACUUGGCCGUGGCUGGGAUCCACUCGUUGCCUUCUACUUCCAUUGCACCUCAUUCACCAUCAUCUCCUGUCGCUUCUGUGCUGCUUCAAGACACUAAGCCCACGUUUGAGAUGCAGCAACCAUCUCCUCCCAUUCCUCCUGUCCAUCCUGACGUGCAGUUAAAAACGCUGCCCUUCUAUGACGUCCUUGAUGUUCUCAUCAAGCCCACAAGUUUAGUUCAAAGCAGUAUUCAGCGGUUUCAAGAGAAGUUUUUUAUUUUUGCUUUGACACCCCAGCAAGUUAGAGAGAUAUGCAUUUCAAGGGAUUUUUUGCCAGGUGGCAGGAGAGACUACACAGUCCAAGUCCAGCUGCGACUUUGCUUGGCAGAGACCAGUUGCCCUCAAGAAGAUAACUAUCCCAAUAGUUUGUGUAUAAAAGUAAAUGGGAAACUCUUUCCUUUGCCUGGCUAUGCACCACCACCUAAAAAUGGGAUCGAGCAGAAGCGCCCUGGACGCCCCCUGAAUAUUACAUCUUUAGUCAGAUUGUCUUCAGCUGUGCCAAAUCAGAUUUCUAUUUCUUGGGCAUCUGAAAUUGGAAAGAAUUACUCCAUGUCUGUGUAUCUUGUACGACAGCUUACAUCAGCCAUGUUAUUACAGAGAUUAAAAAUGAAAGGUAUUAGAAAUCCUGAUCAUUCCAGAGCACUCAUUAAAGAAAAACUUACUGCAGAUCCUGAUAGUGAAAUUGCUACAACUAGUCUUCGCGUGUCCUUGAUGUGCCCUUUAGGAAAAAUGAGGCUGACAAUCCCGUGCCGCGCAGUGACGUGUACACAUCUGCAGUGCUUUGAUGCUGCCCUGUAUCUUCAGAUGAAUGAGAAGAAGCCCACCUGGAUUUGUCCUGUUUGUGACAAAAAGGCUGCCUAUGAGAGUCUGAUACUAGAUGGGCUUUUUAUGGAAAUUCUCAAUGACUGUUCUGAUGUGGAUGAGAUCAAAUUCCAGGAAGAUGGUUCCUGGUGUCCCAUGAGACCUAAGAAAGAAGCUAUGAAAGUAACCAGCCAGCCCUGUACAAAAGUAGAAAGUUCAAGUGUCUUUAGUAAACCUUGUUCAGUGACUGUAGCCAGUGAUGCAAGCAAGAAGAAGAUUGAUGUUAUUGAUCUAACAAUAGAGAGCUCUUCUGAUGAAGAGGAAGACCCUCCUGCCAAAAGGAAAUGCAUCUUUAUGUCAGAAACACAAAGCAGUCCAACCAAAGGGGUUCUCAUGUAUCAGCCAUCUUCUGUAAGGGUGCCCAGUGUGACUUCAGUUGAUCCUGCUGCUAUUCCACCUUCAUUAACAGACUACUCAGUACCAUUCCACCACACGCCAGUGUCGAGCAUGUCAUCAGAUUUGCCAGGUUUGGAUUUUCUUUCCCUUAUUCCAGUUGAUCCCCAGGUCUCCCACUGGAACCCAGGGCUCAAGGAUUAGUCAAAGACAGCUGGCAAAGUCCUAAGAAACUACCCGCAUUUCUGCCACCUCUCCAGUGCUGGAAUUACAAGCACACACUACCAUAUCUGGCUUUUUACAUGGAUGCUGGGAAUUGAACUCAGGUCUAAUAAGCUAGUCAGUUGUAUGUAUUCUUUGGGAAAGUGUAUUCAGAUCCAUUGCCCACAUUUUUAUUGGGCUAUUUGUCUUACUGCAUUGUACCAGUUGUGUUUGUUAUUUAAUAUGUAUAUUUUUUUUCAGUCUGAGGAGUAUCUUUUCAGUUCCUUGAUACCCUUGAAAUACAUGUUUUACAUUUUGAUAGGAUCUAGUUUAUUUUUUUCCCAUGCUGCUUAUGCUUUUGGUUUCAUGGUUCAGAUUCCAGUACCAAAUCCAAGGUAGUUUUGCUGGCUAACUCUUGUGUUAACACAAGGCAGUGUUACCUGGGAUGAAGGAACAUUAAUGAAGAAAAAGUCUCAGUAUGAUUGAUCUGUAGGCAAGUCUGUUGAACAUUUUUUUUGAUUGAUGAUUUAUGGUGGUUACCCUGGCCCACUGUGAGUGGUGUCACUCCUGGGCAGGUAGUUCUGGGUUUCAUAAGAAAGCAGGCUGUGCAAACCAUCAAUAGCAAGUCAGUAAACAGAAUUCCUUCGUGGAUUCUACUGCUGUUCCUGCGUCCAGGUUCUACCCUUGAUUUCCUGUCCUGACUACCCUCUAUGAUGGACUCUUAUCCUGUACUGUAGGCUGAAAUAAGCCCUUUCUUCCCCAAGUUGCUUUUGAUCAUGGUGUUUAUCAUAGCAGUUGAAACCCUGAGUAGUACAAUAAUGAAAUUAAUUGUAUUUCUUGAAAGAAUUUUUUAAUUUUAUCUUAAAUUUGCAACUGAUCCAUUAUGAGUUAACUUUUUUGAAUUUUUUAGUUUAUUGAAAAUAUUACUUUCACAUAUAUCUUGAUUACAGUUUCUCCUCUACUCCUCCCUUUCUCUAUUUUCUCUCCUCACUUCCCUUACCCCUGGAUCUACUUUUCUGUCUCUCAUUAGAAGAGCAAACUCAUACGCAAUAACAACUAAACAUAGCAGAAUAAAAUAUGAUAUAAAACAAAGACCAUCACAUUGUGGUUAGACAAAGCAACCCAACAGAAAAAGAACUCCAAGAGCAGGCACAAGAGUCAGAGACCCACUCAAAGGCUAAGCUGAAAGUGUAUGCUCUAUAAAUCAGAAUAUGUGUAUGGUAUUGCUAUGCUGUGUACUGUGUACCAGCCUAUCUGGGUUCGAAGGAUGCCUCUGUCACUUGGGAUUUUUGCCAAGUUAGUUACUGUGACUCUGGUUCCUUGUGUAAAAUGGGGUUUAUAGAAUCUUUGUUUCUUGAUUAGGGUUACUAUUGCUGUGAUGAAACACCAUGACCAAAGAAACUUGGGGGAAGGAAAGGGUUUGACUUAUAUUUCCACAUCACGGUUUGUCAAAAGGAAGUCAGGACAGAAACAGGAACCCCGAAGCAGGAGCUGGCACAGAGACCAUGGAGAGGGGUGCUGCUUACUGACUUGCUUCCCCUGGCUUGCUCAGCCUGCUUUCUUAUAGAAUCUAGGAACCAGCCCAGGGGUGGCACCAUCUACGAUGUGCUGGGCCCUCCUCAAUCACAAAUUAAGAAAAUGCCCUACAGGCUUGCCUACAGCCUUAUCUUAUUGAGGCAUUUUCUUAAUUAGAAUCCUUCUUCUCACAUGACAAUAUCUUGUAUCAAGCUGACAUAAAGCUAUCCAGCACACCGGGCCUUGUCGUUUUUGAGAAUGGGAUGGAAAGGUGUGUAACAAUAUUCAGUUCGUAUUCAGCAACUGUAAAGGCUGUUCUCUUAACUUGUGAAGUGACCAACAGAUAAUGGAUUAUAAGGUCUGUGUUGUAAUAAAUGGUGCUCAUUUACCUAGCCCUCAAGUUAGCCCACACAUUAUUUUCUACUUUCAUGAGGGCUAUGAAUGCAUCUGAACUGAAAAAGUAGUGAAGCAGCAAAAUCUGAUAAAAUUAACAGAUCCAAUGUGUGAAAGUAUAUGUCAGUUGUACUCAUGUGAACCUAGAAUUUAAAAGUAACUGGUUCUAAACUGCUUAUUAGUGUGAUACAAUAUCAAUUUAUAUUUUUCAUGUAAUAAACUUACUAUAUUUUACUAAUUUUUAUUUUUACCAGGUUCUACUUUAAUUGCUUUAGGAACUUGACUUUAAACCACCAAUUGUUUUUCCUUACUCAUAUGCUCAAUUCCUCAGAGCGUAGGAUGAAAGAGAGGUUUUGGAAUUACUAUGCAAACAAGUCACAGCGCUAGAGGCAUUUCUCAGGAAUUAUUUAGCUAGUCCAUUCUGAGGGCUGAGAUCCCAGACCAAGGGAAAAGGAGCAAGCUAGGUGAGCACGGCAUUCGCUCCUCAUCCUUCCUUUCCUGAUUGCAGAUGCAGUGUGGCCAGCGGUUGAUUUGGCCUCCAUGCCUACUCUGAUAAUGAUGACAUAUACCCUGGAAAUAAAAACCAGAAUAAGCCCUUCCUUCCUUAAGUUGCUCUAACUUUUCUAAGAGAAAAAAAAAUUCACCAAGGUGUUGAUACAAAAAUUUCUUAUGCAAGAUACUUGGAGAAUUCAAUGAGUAGUUGGAUAAAGGCUAUUAAUGCUCUUGACAGUUGGUAAGUGAACUAAUUAGUCAAGAUUAGCAUAAAAUGCCUUUUUUUCUAUUGAUACAUUAUGGAGUUUAAAAUGGGGAGAAUAUUUUAAAAUUUUCAUUCUCAUUUCUAAAGCUGAUAAGGAGAAAUUUUGAGCAAUUAUCAUCCAACCUAGUUUAAAUACUGUUCCUGUGUGUGUUGUUUCUUUGUGUAUGUGUGUUCUGUAUGACUUUUUUCUUGUGCAUUUGUACAAGGAAGCCAUAAAAGAGCAUCAGAUCCCCCGGAACUGGAGUUAGAGCUGGUUGUAUCUUUCACAUGGUUGUUAGGAACUGAUUGUAGGUCCUCUGUAAGAGAAGCAAGCGCUUUUAGCCUCUGGGCCAACUCCUCUACCUCUUUACAGAGUCUCAUGUAGCCCACACUGACAUCGAACUCACUAAGUAGUUGAUGCUACCCUUGAGCUCCUGAUCAUCCUACUUCUGCCUAUACCAGGUGUUGAGAUUCCUGGUUCCUCUCACCACGUUCUGCUGAACCGCAUUAGUUACUCAGCAGAACACCCCUUCCUUUGUGUAUCUUCAUGUGUGGGUGCAUGUGGUGGCCCACUUCUAUGUCAGGUGUCCUCAGUAUCUUACCACACUCUUGAGAUAGAAUCGGUUAUUGCACCUUAAGCUUGGGUUCACCUGGUUGGACAAGCAAGCCCCAAGGAUCUCCUGUCUCUGCCUCCCAGCUCUGGCAUGAUAGCUACAUGCCAGCAUACCACUCUCUAUUUGGAUGCUGGAGGUCUGAGCUUGGGUCCUGCUUGCGUGGGAGGCAGGCACGCCAAUAACAGCUGUCCCCCCAGCCUGAUACUCGAGUUUAUUCUUGAAGUAUUUGCCAGAAUUCAUCAUAGCUGUACCAG
Molecule: messenger RNA, 5619 nt
Organism: Rattus rattus (black rat)
Lineage: Eukaryota; Metazoa; Chordata; Mammalia; Rodentia; Muridae
Gene: Pias2
Product: protein inhibitor of activated STAT 2
Exons: 14
Coding region: 392-2110 (572 amino acids)
Biological process (GO): protein sumoylation; regulation of transcription by RNA polymerase II
Molecular function (GO): transcription coregulator activity; SUMO ligase activity; zinc ion binding
Source: RefSeq, a predicted model, not a curated record